UCACACUUCAGUGGAGGUCUGUUUCGUUCAGACAAGGUACCGUCAUGACUUCUCUUCCUUAAGCUUUUUCGAUAAAUAUAGUAGGUAUUUGUGGAUUACGGUCAAACUAGCACAGCCGUUGGAUAGUAAAUUCAGAUACCUAAUGAUAUAUCUCCAUUAAAAGCAGAUAAGAACUAAUAGAUGGAAUUAUUUCAACAUUCCUUAAUGACAUCUUUUUUAGCUGCCAAUACACGAUAAGUUAAGGAUAUGGUUCACAAUCUGCCAAGGACCAUACCUGAAAAGAAGCUAUCGCGUUAACUCUUUUCAAAAUUCAGUUUAUAAUACACCUUACUAUUGAGACAAGCCACAUCAGACGAUAAUACCUGCUGGGGCAUAUAAAUAAUGUAGCGUGUUGUGGUAAAAUAUGAAUAGAGGAGACGUUAUGAAGCUUCUCCUUGAAGUUGGAGGAACUCGAGCAUUUUGCAUAAAAUGCAGUAAAAGCAUUUAUGUUUCUCUCUGAAAUGUUAGUACUUCCUCUCAGUCUCUUUUGAUGCUGCCGUAUGUUGUUGGAGCUCGCAACAGAUGUCGCUGUUAUAAAGUAAAGCAGAGUAUUGAUUUAUGAGUACCCUGCCCGAGUAUUCUGCGAGAGUAACACGCACUAAACACAUCGGUAUUUUCUUGAAAUAUUGUAAUCAUGCGUUUUUGUGUUAUGAAAGAAUGUGCAAAUGAAAGUAAGAGCAAGAAUGUGGCAAAUGGGGGUGUAUCGUAUCACCGAUUCCCUAAGGACUCUACCCUCAAAAAGGAAUGGGUAAAGGCUACAGGUAGAGACCAAUGGAGGCCGUCGCGGUCAAGCUUUGUAUGUUCCGAUCAUUUCGAAAAAAAUAACAUACACGUCUCCAAAAAAGGCUACAAAUACUUAAGCGAUAGAGCGAUUCCAAUACAGGAUAAUAUUUUUUUUCAGGAUCCAAAAGAGAUGCAGACGGAUGGCGAAGAACAUGCUUCUGGGAAUGAGCCCACAUCUUCCAUAAUGCUACCCCCGAGUGAAAUAGAGGACGUAGAAAAUUCUGGACUUUCCAAGGACCUGCCGAAAAACGAAAUUAUGAAUAAAACCGGAGAAUCGGAAGAGAAUCCUGGAGCUUACAAGAACCUGUCCCAGGAUGAAAAAGUGAAACAAGGAGGAGAACCGGAAGAGGAUUCUGAAGCUUACAAGAACCUGUCCCAGGAUGAAAUAGUGAAACAAGGAGGAGAACUGGAAGAGGAUUCUGGAGCUUACAAGAACCUGUCCCAGGAUGAAAUAGUGAAACAAGGAGGAGAACUGGAAGAGGAUUCUGGAGCUUACAAGAACCUCUCCCAGGAUGAAAUACUGAAAAAGGCAGGAGAACCGGAAGAUAAUUCUGGAGCUUACAAGAACUUGCACCAGGAUGAAAUAAUGACAGAUGGCUUAGCACCAGCAGUGGCGCAAGGGCCUUCUAACGACGUGCCCCAGAUGGAAAUAAGGAUUGAAGACGGAGAACCGGCUGAGAAUCCAAAGCAUGACAAGAAACGGUGCAAGAAACGAUGUAAGAAACGAUGCAAGAACCGCUACAAGAAUCAUGAAUUGAAAGAAGAAGCUCUGGGAGCACCUAUGCCUUUAGAAAAUGAAGCAGAGAAGGAAGGUGGAGCAGAAGGAGGGCUGAACCUUGCUCAAUAUGAAAUAGUGGCAGAAGGAGUUCCGGAAGAGAAUUCUGGAACUUACAAAAACCUGCCCGAGGAUGAAGUAUUAAAAAACGCAGGAGUCCCGGUAGAGGAUUCUGGGACUUACAGAAACCUGCCCCACGAUGAAAUUAUAAAGGGGGCAGGAAUCCCUUUGGAGAAUUCUGGAAAUUACAAAAACCUGCCUCCGGAUGAAAUUGUAAAAGGCGAAGGAGUCCCAGUAGAGAAUUCUGGAACUAACCAAAACCUGCCCCACGAUGAAGAAAUGAAAGGUGUAGUACCGGCAGAGGCAGCAGGGUCAUCUAAAGAUGUGCCCCAUGUGAUCAUAAUAAAGCUCGCAGACGACCCGAGACUAGACCCGGCUGUGAAGCCAAAGCAUGACAAGAGACGUUGCAAGAAACGUUGUAAGAAACGAUGCAGGAACCGUUGUAAGAAUCAUGAAAUGAAAGAACUUGCUCCAGAAGCAGAAGGGCAUUUUAAGAAUGAAGUAGAGCUAGAAAGAGACGCGGCAGUAGCGCAGGCGGGAGCUUCCCGAAAACGGCACCAUAACGGAGACAGGGAAGCAGCACCGAACCAACAAGAACGAGUAGUGGUUAAGAAAGCUCGUAAUGAUAAUGAUCCUGUGCCAAACCAAAACCCUCCAAAGAUGUCAUCAAAAGAAAAACUGUACAAACUAUUGAGGUGGAAUCAUGAGAAAAUCAAGAAACAGCAUAUAAAGAUCAAAAAUUUGCAAACGUUGAAUCGCAACCUGACUCAUAACGUUAGAGUACUUGAAGAGUUUGUAAAAAUUCUUGAUGACAGGAUUAACAUGACAAAUGAAGAUCUCUUUAACUUUAAAAUGACCCUACGUUAAAUGUCGAGUUUGAAAAGAAAAAUACUCGAACUCCUGUGUUUCCAAUAGGGUGAAUAAUUUUUCACCCUUAAGAAUUCAAAUGAAAUUCAUUUAUUGUCCUCAUUCAUUCAUAUUAAAAAAAAUGUCCAUCAAACCAUUUUCAAGUCUGAAAUAAUUAUAGUAAUAUAUUUCGGUUAGAACAUAGUAAAAGCGUGAAGUAAUCAACGGACGUUAAGUGCGUAUAGCUAUUUCUCCGCCACAACGAUGCUCGAGUACAUGGUGCUUUCCGCAAAACAAAACCUACAAUUAACAAAAAUAUUACGAAUGAACAAUUUAUUAAGAUUGAAUAAGGACAAUAUUUAAUUAUCAUCGGAAAAUCUUCAGCUGUUCUUUCCUGACCUUUAAACGUAAUAACCAUAAUCAUAUAUAAAUAUGUUACUCGACUUUAAUAUUGCGGAUAUCGUGUUAGGUAUAUAGAGAACGUAAAUGAUAUUCGAUGAGCCAGUUAUUCAGGCAGGUUAUUAAUGACAGCCCUUAAGAGCCGAGGAAAAAAGACAGGCAGCACUGCGAAACACAGCUAGUUAAAAAUAUAAAUACAGGGGAGUUUCAAAAACUGCGUGAAUGGCCAAAUUCAAAAUUAUUAUCGGCUUAAACCCGAAUAAAUAAAAUGUUUAUUAUAUUUGUAAAAUCACGGUAGUGGCAGCAUUUUAAAAGAUGAUUAAUAGAUAUAAACUGUAUUUAUAAGUAGUGGAAAAUAUUUUUUUGUCUUCUGAUAAUAAUAAUAGCUACCACAAAAAAAAUGCAAUUAACGCCAUCUAGCGUUAAAAAGUCGGACGACACUCGACGAUUUUUCGAUUUGUCAUCAUAAAAUUUCAUCUAUAGAAUAGGAACUCGAUGUUUUUGUGUUAAGUCUUUGGAGGCUUGUCAUAAGACCUAUUUCUCAUUAAAGUCACGUAACUUAUAAAGUUGCAUUUUGCCAUCAAAUAAUAGUAGAUGUCGGUAAUAAUGUAUCUCCAGAAUGACUUUAACCUAGUUUUAUGUAAGCAUAAUAAUUAAUCAAUAAUGAAAAGACGUAAUUUUAUGCAAUUUUCAUUCAUAUAAUUGUGAAUAUAGAUUCGGUGUACUUGGUACCAUCAAUUGCAGACAAAUUCUAAAAGUAGCUAGGUGUCUCAUAUUAGCAUGCACAUAGAGCAUGGCCAUGGCUGCAUAUGACAACAAUAUCAAGAUACAUUAACAAAAAAAAAAACAAUUAUUCUGUCAUUACAGUUACACCAUCUGUUGUAAGUCAGUCUUUUUCAAUAUUUUGUUGUGUUGUGUAAUUAAGUUUAAUUGUCUGAACUGUUUCCUAUAAGUCAAGAAAUUAAACCUAUUGACUGGGUUUAGUAUACAUUUUAAGCAAUUCAAUUAUUUUAUUUUCUACUAGUAAUUUUGUAAACAAUUAGUGAACUUGUACAAUAUAACCUUCUUAGUUAAUUUUUUUCUUCAGUAACAAAAUAGUACACUACAUUUCAAUUACACAUUUUUAUUUAGUGUAACACUUUUUGACAUUGGAAACUUAUAAUAAUAUCUUAGGUUUAAGGAUUGUAAUCAUUUCAAUACACAUAAUAAUAUAAUUGUAGAUGAAAA
Messenger RNA from Trichoplusia ni (cabbage looper), 4129 nucleotides. RefSeq lists its product as uncharacterized. Bases 674 to 2524 code for a protein of 616 amino acids. The record is from RefSeq and is a predicted model, not a curated record. Lineage: Eukaryota; Metazoa; Arthropoda; Insecta; Lepidoptera; Noctuidae. The transcript has 3 exons. Gene Ontology annotation, molecular function: sequence-specific DNA binding.